AUGAAUAAGAAAGUUACAGCUGAGUUCUUAGCUGAUAGAUACUUGGAGGAGUUUAGAAGCAAUCCAACUUGGAAGAUUAGACAAAUACAGGAGAGAGCUUUGACUGAUUUGGGAAUUAAAGUGAGCUACUUUAAAGCUUGGUUAGCUAGGUAUAGGGCAAAGCUAAUUAUUUUUGGGUCUUCAGCUGAGCAGUAUGCCAAGGUAUGGGACUAUGCUAAGGCAUUAGUGGUGCACAACCCUGGGACUGGUUGUGUGGUUGUUGUAUAUGGGAUAGAGCAGCCUGAACCCCCUCUUUUUUUGAGAAUGUUUGUGUGUCUAGCACCAUUAAGGGAUGGUUUUGUUAGUGGAUGCAGACCAAUUAUUGGAGUAGAUGGCUGCCAUCUUAAGGGUGCUUACCCUGGCCAAAUUUUAGUUGCUGUAGCUAAGGAUGGUAAUAACCACAUAUUUCCACUAGCAUGGGCAACUGUGGAAAUUGAGAACAAGGACACAUGGUCAUGGUUCCUUGAGUCAUUGGUAGACAGCAUUAGAGGUCAAGAUGAAGGUGAAGGGUUGACUUUUAUGUCUGACAGGCAGAAAGGCCUGCUAGAAGCAUUUGAGAAUGUUGUACCUAAGGCUGAGACUAGGUACUGUGUUAGACACAUCUGGUCUAACUUCAAACAACAAUUCCAAGGAUCUCUAUUCAAAGAGCUAUUUUGGAAUGCAGCUAGGGCUUACACUCAGUAUUAUAAUGCAUAUGGUCAGACUGAUUUUGAAGUGGCUAUGGAGUCUAUAAACUUUUUAUCUGAAGAAGCCUAUGAUUACCUAGCAAAUAUCCCCCCCCCCCCAACAUUGGUCCAGACAUGCAUUCUCCCCAACAUGGAUGCUAGGGAUAAGCCAAUCUUAACACAAAUGGAAUGGCUUAGAAGAUACAUGAUGAAGAGGACCAAUGAUAAAUGGAUGACAGCCUCUGAAUGGGAAGGGUUGUGUGUUCCUUAUGUGAAAAAGGUGUUUGAUGGGUUGGAAAAGUAUGCAAGGACAUGCACUGUCCAGUUAGGUAGGGGUGAGCUUUAUGAAGUGGAGGUUGAUCCAAAGCUUUAUGUCUACCCAUACUACCACAUAGAGACUUACCUGGCUGCCUAUGAGACUCCCAUUCAGCCCAUGCCUGGAGCCAAGCAUUGGGAUAAGGUGCAUAUGAGAGAGCCUAUGCCUCCAGCUUUUAAGGUCCAACCUGGGAGACCAAAAGCUAAAAAGAGGAAGCUUGAACAAGGGGAGGGGAGUUCUGCACCUAAUUCAGAGAACAAGAAAGUGAAGAGAAGGAAUCAAUGCAAGAAAUGUGGGGGUUUUGGCCAUUAUGCCAAAACUUGUUCUCUAGAUCCUGCCCCUACACCAGUUCAAGUUCAGAACACAGCACCAUCAGGAGGUAGGCCAGCAUUGGACAACCCUUGGAUGAAGGAACAGAGGAGGAAGAGUGAAUUGAGAGCUAUGAAAAAGAGUGCAGCAUUAGGAGCUACUGCAGGACCCAAUAGCAUUGGAAUCAAGAAGUUUCCUCAAGAAUUGGCAAAAGAAAAAGCAGCUGAGGCAUCUUCUGCUUGUAAUGCAUCUCAGCCAACUGAGCAAGUGCAACCUUCUGCAAUGGAAGCAUCAGCAAGCCAGCCCAUGACUAGGAGCAGAACAAAGCUUACUGAAACUUCCCACACCUCAGCCUCUCAGCCUCUUCCCAGACAGCAGAAUACCAGGCACAAGUUAUCAGUAUCAAAGGGUUUACAUCAGCAUUAG
Chenopodium quinoa (quinoa) is the source of this 1755-nucleotide messenger RNA. RefSeq lists its product as uncharacterized. Gene Ontology annotation, biological process: DNA transposition. NCBI's taxonomy places the organism in Eukaryota, Viridiplantae, Streptophyta, Magnoliopsida, Caryophyllales, Amaranthaceae. The record is from RefSeq and is a predicted model, not a curated record. The transcript is spliced from 6 exons. Gene Ontology annotation, molecular function: zinc ion binding; DNA binding; transposase activity. The coding region runs from base 1 to 1755 and encodes 584 amino acids.